Messenger RNA from Peniophora sp. CBMAI 1063, 876 nucleotides. NCBI's taxonomy places the organism in Eukaryota, Fungi, Basidiomycota, Agaricomycetes, Russulales, Peniophoraceae. The record is from the annotation of a GenBank genome assembly.
AUGUCCCCCAACGAUGUACCCGACACCCCUCCGCCUCCCAGGAGUCGUUCCCUACGCCCAACAGCCAGCGCUCACAGCUCUCGGCCAUCUCAUAGCAUCCUCUCUCCACACAUCUUGAAUGCUUCGACGCGCUCUUCCUCACCCGACCCGUAUGGACAACUGGGCGGGCCGCGUCGUCUGGCCGAGGAAGGCUCCAACGUCAGACCCCUCUCGUCCUUGCACACCGUGAAGACUCUGUCGCGCAGCUUCUACGGACGGGGGAGGGAUAUGAGGUCGAAGGCGGCGUUGACUGAAAUCGACGUCCCUCAAGAUAACCAAGCCCUCAGUCGCUCCUCGCGCCGCUCUAGUCCCAAGAUCGCGGGCGGUAGCAACACGUCCAUUGCGCUGCGCCGCGCGACUACGGAUCCCUACCCUAAACCCGUCGCCUCCACGACUCAAGGGCUGCGUAGGGGUGGCCGCCCGUCGCCCUACAGGGAUGGGUACAACAAGAGCCGCCGCGAGCAGACAGUUGGUAUAGAGUGGCAUCCGGUGCGCUUGACUAUCCGGGGCCAAUCUCCUAACUCCCCCGCGAUGACUCACUUUGCAUCGUUCCCCGGUAUACCGUCCGACCACACUCGCACCACACCGUUUCCCGCCACACCACCUCAGGAGCUUCUUCCACUCGGUACUCCGCAUCAUCGUAUCCCGUCGAGCGACACUUCGAACUAUGCUCCCUUCGACCCUCGCAGUGGGAACUACGAUUCUGCGGUUCCGCUGGAGUACGAUGAGUUCGAGUUUCAAGAGCCUUUCCUGGACAUCCCCAUUCCCUUCGACUCGGCCUUACCGAAGGGCUUCAACCCUCUGGACCCUCUCACGUACCCUGGUGCCGCUUGCUAA